CUUGGGUGAAGAUGUUCCAGUUGCUGAUACUCCCACUGCUCUUCUUGCUUCUCUCUGGGAUCCCAGCAGAAGAGGUGAAACAAUUUCCCAUACUCAUCAUGGCUCAAGAAGGGGACACAAUCAAUAUCACCUGCGCUACCAUUGGAGAAUCAAUUGGGCUCUACUUGAAGCGAAACAUUGUCAGGCCCAUGGAUGUGUUAUAUUUCUCAAGAAAAAAUGAAACCAUCAUAACAAAAAGUUACGAGAACCGUACCAUCAUCUCUGGGUCCUUGAAUAAUUUAGUGAUCACAAUAACCAAUAUACAACUGAAUGACACUGAUGUCUAUGCUUGUCAAGCCACAGCAUCUACCAAUCUUCUGGGAAAUGGUACCGUGGUGAUGGUAACAGAAAAAAAGUGGAUAAAAGAGAAAGGAAACCUGAAGAAUUUACAGGUGGGGGUGAUCUUGAUUGUAGCAUCUUUCUUCAUUGGGCUGGCCCUGUGGCCACUGUUCGUGAUGUUGAAGAAGUGGGUGCACAAUUUAAGAAAGACCCAGAAUCCAUCAUGUAUUAUAUAUGAAGACAUGUCCUACACCAUUCAACGCAACACUAUAUGCCGGGACAAUCAGUACAACUGACCAGCCUCACUGUGGAGACCAAGCAAGGGGACCCUAAAGAAAGACAUUUCUGCUUUCCCAUUCUGUAACUUCUCUCUGCCUUUGAAUGAGGAAUUCAGUGUUCCACCAGAAAACAGCCAACACAAAUCAUCCUAGGGUAAAGGAGAUUAAGUUGUUUAAUGGAUUUUAAAUUUCAUAGGAUAAGAAAUGGAAGAUAUCAGGUCCAGCAUACGCCAACCUACUUCCAUUCCAUUUUUCAGACUUGCCAGAGACUCCAUACAAAGCAGUUACCAGAGCUGAGAUUUGCCCCCAGAUCAUUUAGGUGGAGGGGCCGGGGGGAGGUGAGAGACUUUUGGAAGGGGGAAGGUAUACUAAUAGUGUUGCCCCCAAAAAGUGAAAUAAAAGAAAUGAUGUCAUUGAAUUGUCUUUAAAAAUAUACAAAAAAAGAACAGAAAGGAGUUCAGAAGAAAACAGACAUUAAGAUUGGGUAUGAGAAGGAGUCCACACUUAGGCUACAACUGUAGAAAAGAACAAAUAGACAUCAGAGAAAGGACCAGUUGUCUUGAUAUAACCUUCUCUUGUAAGGGGUUGGUGCUGACCCCAGGGCUGUUGGGACCCUAGUGCUUGGCCUGUUUCCUGGGUAAACCAGACAGGCUUAGUAGGAGUGGAACGGCAGGCACCCGGAGGGAGGGCCUCCACCCUUGGGAAGCCCCUGUAGUCUACCCACACAUGCAGG
Messenger RNA from Trichosurus vulpecula (common brushtail), 1329 nucleotides. It is a transcript of the gene CD7, whose product is annotated as CD7 molecule. Gene Ontology annotation, molecular function: signaling receptor activity. The transcript is spliced from 4 exons. Gene Ontology annotation, biological process: adaptive immune response. The record is from RefSeq and is a predicted model, not a curated record. Gene Ontology annotation, cellular component: membrane. The coding region runs from base 12 to 614 and encodes 200 amino acids. NCBI's taxonomy places the organism in Eukaryota, Metazoa, Chordata, Mammalia, Diprotodontia, Phalangeridae.